CUGUGCUGCACAUUCCCAUCACAACACCAGCAGCAGCAAUGAAACUUGCACACUUUCACUUCUUCAACUCAUGGAGACAGUUCACAGGGAUAACAGUUGACGUGGACGAAUAAUUCCUCAUGGAGAGACGUUGAUGUUCCCGCUGCUGGCUGUCCAGUGGUUAUAAACACUGGACUUUUAUUGUAUGUUCUCUUUUUGGGCUAGCUAGUCAUGCUAGUUAGCAUUCGACUGGUAUCAGGAUAAACACAAAUUACAUCCAAAAUAUCCAAAUUUUUUCAUCGAUGUGGAUUAAAAUCAGGCUACAGACGUCAGCCUUGCGAUGUGAGGGUCAUAUAAUCGUAAAUUACAGUGUUUCUACUGUCCUGUCUGUGUAUUAUGUAUGUAGUUUAAUUUUAGCUCAAGCUAACAUAAAUAAUAACAAGAGUUUCAGUUGUUUGGCUGUUUGAAUAUGAUUUUUGGGGAUACAUACGUGAUAAAACGUGUUUAAUUCGGGGUUUAUGAGGGAAUUGAGGAACUCUUUGUUCGGGGGAGGAAGAGAAAAAUGAGGAAGAGGAAGGUGAUGGUGAUGAAGACCAGCUCAACAGGGAACUGCUGAUUAUUAACAGACACAUUAAGAAAAAUGCCCAGAAGAAAACAGUCCAACCCACAGCCUGUCAAAUUGGGAGCUGAAGAUGGUGCAGCGGUUUGCAAUCAGGAAAACCUCGUCCUGGAGAGUGACUUCCUCCUCGGACAGGAGCUCGGCUUUGGAGAAAAUGACUACAGGAUUGUUGGUUUUGAGAGGGACUCAGACUCCGUCACUGCUGACAUGGGAAUGCCGGUGUACGGCUUCAGCGAUGAGGACUGCUCCAGCUACAACCGUCUCGGCAUCGAGAGCGACUUCGAGGACCCGCGAGACACGGAGAGCGAGCGGGAGGAGAUGGGCCCCGACGCCACGUUCACACCGUACCUCUCCUGCAGGCAGUGCGGGCAGCUGCUCGCCGACCCCCUGAGCGGGACGCUGGACCUCGCCCUGCACUGCCUCCAGUGCGGAGCCGAGGGGGGAGACGCCGACCGCCAGGACAGGCCGUUAGAGGAGGCCCACCCGGCCCACAGCGCGCAGGGGAGGAUCCACCGGGGCAGAUCCACGGCCGAUGAAAGCGCGAGUAAAACAUACGCGUGCAAACUGUGCAGUUUCAGCUCCCGUUACUCUAAUCACUUGAAGCGGCACAUGAAAACACACAACGGGGAGAAGCCGUACCAGUGCCAGCACUGCUCGUACGCCUCCGCCCAGCUGGUGAACCUGCAGAGACACGUGCGCACACACACGGGCGAGAAGCCGUACAAAUGCGAGUUCUGCACGUUCGCGUGCAACUCUCUGGGCAACCUGAAGAGACACCAGCGCAUGCACACGCAGGAGAAAGAGCUCAACUGCGGCGAGUGCGAGUUCCGUGGGAACAACAGCCACUCUUUAAAGAAACACAUGAUGAGCCACAAGGAGGACAAAUCUACAGCCUUAACGGAAGAGUCGGUGGUGUCUGACCUCACUCUGCACAUCAGCAACGACUCCGACUUCCUCCAAAGCUACGACACCCUACGAACGGACCGCCAUCCUCCCGCCCUGCUGCACACCGAGAGUUUGGCCAAAGAGUCGGACCCUCUUCCCGAGCUGCUAUUCCCCUUCACGUGUCGCGUGUGCGGCGCGGUGCUAGAGGACGAGGAGGGCGCGACGGCGCAGAUCUGCAGCAAAUGCACAUUAGACAUGUUGUCCAAAAGCUCGCCCGCCAGCCCGGAGAAAGACGACAAGCUGUACUCGUGCACGUCGUGUCCGUUCGUCACACAGUACCCCAACCAUCUCGCCCGCCACAUGAAGACUCACAGCGGCGAGAAGCCGUACAAGUGCCCGCAGUGCAACUACGCGUCCGCCCACUUCGACAACCUCAAGCGGCACCACCGCGUACACACGGGCGAGAAGCCGUACAAAUGCCACGCGUGCGACUACGCCUGCGGGAACUUGGCCAAUCUCAAACGGCACGAGCGCAUCCAUUCGGGCGCCAAGCCGUUCCAGUGCAGCGUGUGCAGUUACAGCUGCAACCAGAGCAUGAACCUGAAACGCCACAUGCUGCGGCACACCGGCGAGAAGCCCUUUAAAUGCCAGGAGUGCGGCUACACCACAGGACACUGGGACAAUUACAAACGCCACCAGAAGAAGCACGGCCACUCCGCCGAAGGGUGGCUCAAGAUGCAGCUACCGGAGAAAGAGGAUGAGGACGAGGAAGGAGAAAUGUAGCGGGAUCUCUCUGUUGAUGUCUAACCCCAGUUGCCUUAUUUUUAUCAGAGGAAUCCGUGCGGUAACGCCGCGUCGCGACAUGGCCGGUUUGAUGUUUUUUGUUGUUGUUGUUUUUCACAUGGAAUUUGAUUGUAUUUUGUAUUUGGUCCAACUGUUUACAGCAGCUGAUCACAGAACCACGGGUUUGUUCUUUAAGACCGUCAUCUCAAACUCAAAGGGCACAUUUAUGCACCACUGGGAGAAUUUCACAAAAACAACAAAAGGACAAAUAAGAAGUCAUAUUUUGGUAACACUUUACAAUAAGGUCUCCAUUUGUUUACAUUAGU
Rhinichthys klamathensis goyatoka is the source of this 2592-nucleotide messenger RNA. Its product is annotated as zinc finger protein 513. The record is from RefSeq and is a predicted model, not a curated record. Gene Ontology annotation, biological process: regulation of transcription by RNA polymerase II. The transcript is spliced from 4 exons. The coding region runs from base 620 to 2266 and encodes 548 amino acids. Gene Ontology annotation, molecular function: DNA-binding transcription factor activity; RNA polymerase II cis-regulatory region sequence-specific DNA binding. NCBI's taxonomy places the organism in Eukaryota, Metazoa, Chordata, Actinopteri, Cypriniformes, Leuciscidae.